Messenger RNA from Eremothecium sinecaudum, 897 nucleotides. RefSeq names its product HGL011Cp. The transcript has a single exon. The coding region runs from base 1 to 897 and encodes 298 amino acids. The record is from RefSeq and is a predicted model, not a curated record. NCBI's taxonomy places the organism in Eukaryota, Fungi, Ascomycota, Saccharomycetes, Saccharomycetales, Saccharomycetaceae.
AUGGUGUCCCCGGUCUUUGUAUCAAGAAGACCUGAAAGUUUGAAUUAUAGGAAUUUGAUAAGGGGUGUAAAAAUUGCUGUAUACGGCUGUAUCAAGUCAAUUCAAACAUUGGAAGGAAAGCAAAGAUGGGUUGCUUUGAAACUAGGUGCUUAUUCAAUUGUACUAUAUGCGAUUUUGAACUUUCUGCAAACGUGGAUACGAGAAUUGAGUGUCUUGUGCGAUCUUGGAAUGGUAAUAGUUGGCGUGGUGGAAUGCGCUAUGCAAUCGGAACUUGAUUACAUGUUCUGGGCUUCUUUACACGCAGAGACCUCAAAUGAACACAUAAACCCUGAAAAUAUAGCUAAGUCGCGUCGUAAUGGAAGGGAUAGGCUGCAAGCACCAGUUGCACUAAUGCAGGGAAUUUUGCGGAAGGCGGCUUUAAUGAUUUUGAUUUCACCGCUGCCGACGAAAUGGGCCGUAAUACUCCUUUAUUGUUGGUCAUUUAGCCAGCUGCAAUACCGAUUUGGUUCCGAAUUCGCAGCUGUAAUAUCGACAGCUAUGUGCUUGUACAGCUUAAAGACUUCCUUUUUCUGGUCUAUUAACCUUGUUAACCACGUAUGGACAUUGGAGUUAUGCAUUCGUAUGAUACUAUCUCCAUACUUUAAGGACGCCAAAUUUAAUCGCGGGGAACAGGAACUCUGGAUCACAUCAAGGUCCGGGGUCCUCUAUGGGUUUGGGCUUGUCAUAUACGUUUUUAUCAUGAAAUACCCGUGGCUCAGUGGUCUUCUAUUUUACAUUUCACACUCAUCGGCUGCAGUUUUGAUUAGCGCCAUUACGGAGCCACAGCCUGCAAAUCUUCCUUUGAACGGGAAAGAGAUGUCAAGGUGGGUUUCUCGCCAAUUGCUCUGGGGACUUUAG